AUGGGGCAGGUCGCAUGGAAAGGCUUGUUCCUCUCAUUCUUUGACUAUAAGACCGAGAAAUAUGUCAUUGCCAAGAACAAAAAAGUGGGGAUUUUAUUCCGUAUCCUUCAGCUGUCCAUUCUGGCUUACCUAGUGGGGUGGGUGUUUGUGGUUAAAAAAGGUUAUCAAGACACAGACACAUCCAUACAAAGCUCCGUCAUAACAAAGUUAAAGGGAGUCGCCUAUACAAACACCACCGAACUCGGGCCCAGAUUAUGGGAUGUGGUGGAUUAUGUAAUACCUCCUCAGGGUGAGAAUGUGUUUUUUGUAGUAACCAAUUUAAUCGUCACCCCUAAUCAGAGACAAGAAAAGUGUCGUGAGAGUUUUGGAAUUCCUGAUGCCGUGUGUUUGAAAAACAGUGACUGUCCUGAGGGUGAACCGGUCAUUGCUGGCAAUGGGGUCAAGACUGGACGUUGCUUGAAGACGGGUGCUGUAAACACAACAGGAAUGUGUGAAAUAUUUGCUUGGUGUCCACUAGAGAAGAGACAAAAGCCAAAAAUACCACUGCUGGGAAAAGCCGAGAACUUUACAGUCUUUAUUAAAAAUUCUGUACGAUUUCCAAAAUUUAAUUUUUCAAAAGCUAACAUUUUGAGCACAGAAGACGACUCAUUUCUUAAGACAUGUCGAUAUAGUAAAGAAAACCACUACUGUCCUAUCUUUUACUUAGGAAAAAUUGUCUCGUGGUCGGGAAAUAAGUUUCCGGAAAUGGCAAUGGAAGGUGGAGUGAUUGGCAUUCAGAUAGAAUGGGACUGUAACCUGGACAGAGAUGCUUCUGAGUGUCAUCCUCACUAUACAUUUACUCGCUUGGAUAAUAAAUUCACAGAAAAAUCUGUUUCUUCAGGAUACAAUUUCAGGUAUGCAAAGUACUAUCGUGAUGCUAAUGGAACAGACUAUAGGACACUGAUAAAGGCUUAUGGUAUUCGCUUUGAUAUCAUGGUGAAUGGAAAGGCUGGAAAGUUCAACAUUAUACCAACAAUUAUCAACAUUGGCUCUGGCUUGGCAUUGAUGGGUGCGGGAGCUUUCUUGUGUGACUUGGUCUUGCUGUAUUUCAUCAAAAAAAGUAACUUUUACAGAGACAAGAAAUUUGAAGAACUAAAAUCGUCCAAGAAAACCUUGCCAGUCAAUGGUCUAAUGAAAUCAAAAAGCCAUGAUGCCAUAAACCAGAUGAAACAGCUACAGAGUGUGGAAACCUAACUACUGAGGCAAGGGACACACUUUAUGAUAAAAAAGAAGUGCCGGUCAGGGAGAUUUGUAUGGCUGGACACACUGACAUAAUAGUGGGGUACAUCCAUGAACCUUUGUUUUCCCAACUAUACUGCUUCUAAAAGCCAUCACGCUGGUGUGAGCCGGAUUCCGUAUAUGAAGAUUUCCUGCAGCAUGAACCUCUACAUUGGGUGGUUCCAUUACUGAGUAUACAGCUAUUUUGCUGCACCCUUUAAACACCAGGACAUUCUGAUUCACCAUGUAUUCUCCUGCUGGUCCAAUUCUCUGGAGAACAAGCACUUUAGAGACUCAUCAAAAACACAGCGGCGAGCUACAUUCACUGCUUUGCGGGUAGAAGACAGUGUUGUUUUCUUGGCUUCCUACAUCUUGACCACUUGACGUGGUAUUUUGAUAUGUACUGAUCAUCCUGGAGCAUGCCUCGGGUCACACAUUGCAAAGCUAAUGUGCAGCUCUGUAAUGUCUACAAUAAAUGGGAAACCAGUAUUUUUAGAGAUAUGUUAUCUUAUUACAAGCUAUACGGGGCUUGCAAGAAAGAGUCAUGUGACAAAUCUGUUGGUGAUGCAAUAUACUAAGGAUCAGUGUUCACUGUGACAUUAGGAUAGUUGAGGACGAUGUACUACAGAAGGCUAUGCUCUUUAUAGGGGUCAGGAAUGUGAAUAAUGUGAAUGUAUAGAACACUGCAAGGCACAAUUAUAGAUCGUGCAUGAUGGUGCCUUUGUUCCCUUAAUUCCUCCCCAACAUUUGGCGUACAUCAAAAUAUCCUAGAGGAAUUAAACUAAGGGCCCAGGAGCUGACACCCACCUGCAAUGGCUAGGAUUGGAGAUAACUCUGAUCCCGACUGUUUCACCCCUUAGACAUUGCAGUGGAUUGAGAUUGCAGGGGCUGAGCUGUUAGUAGAGGGAGCCCCUAUGUCACCUGGUUGGAAUCUCAGCUGUGAACCUAGUAUAGGCCACCAGGUCUGCCAUGUUAAUACACCUAAAAAAAACUGCCAAACAAUGGCACCACAUUACAUUAAACAUAGUCCCCAUUUAACUCCCAGAUAUGUGAAUGACUGUCCCCUACCUAUCUACAGGCUUUCUCCAUCAUUAAAUAACCUAAUUUGCAUAUAAAAGGCAUAUAUCUCAUCCAUGGAAAGGACUACUAGAACAAUAAAGGUAUUGCCCAGAAUCAUGAUGACUUGCAUUAUGUAGCCAGAAGGUUAGGUUUCCACACAUUUUUUUCUGGUGUUUUUUGGAAAUCUGCCACUACAAUUUUUCAGCCACAGCCAGAAGUGUAUUAAAAAAGGAAUCGGAAAUAUAAAGAAAGGACUUAUACGUCUCCUUCCUACUAGAUUCACUUCUAACUGCAGUGGCAGUACUCCAAAAAAAACUAGCCUUAGCAUUUUUUUACACCAGUUUUCCUUUUGAAAAGCUCACUUUUAGGCUAGGUUCAGACUACGGACUCCGGAUUCCGAGUGCGGCCAGCGCUGACUGAAUCAGUCAGUGCUAGGACCCUGCAGACACUGCAGUCUCCAAUAGACUGCAAUGUGUUCCGCGUGGAUUUCCGCCUGAAGAAAGAGCAACGCCAUUCUUCAGGCGGAAAUUUCCAAGCGGAUUUUCCGUUCACAAAUUCCGCUUCACAAAUUCCGAAGUGUGAAUUUGUGAACGGAAACCCAUUCACUACACUAUACAUUUUAGCAAGCGGAAUUUCCGCCUGCAAUUUCAAAGCGGAAUUGCAGAUGGAAAUUCCGUAGUCUGAACCUAGCCUUAAGGGAUCGAGAGUCCCUUUUUUGUGAGACUGGUCUGUAGAGAAACCCUUUUGUACCUCCUCUCCACUUAGAUAGAGAAUCUGUCAGCCGCCCCUCUGUAGUGACCUUAUUCAUGAAGGGGUGUUGUUAGGGCUGGUUCACAUCACGUUUUCUCCCAUACAGGAGUGCAUACGGCAAGGGGGGGGGAGCU
Molecule: messenger RNA, 3200 nt
Organism: Hyla sarda
Lineage: Eukaryota; Metazoa; Chordata; Amphibia; Anura; Hylidae
Gene: P2RX5
Product: purinergic receptor P2X 5
Exons: 12
Coding region: 1-1233 (410 amino acids)
Biological process (GO): monoatomic cation transmembrane transport; response to ATP
Cellular component (GO): plasma membrane; nuclear inner membrane
Molecular function (GO): purinergic nucleotide receptor activity; ATP binding; extracellularly ATP-gated monoatomic cation channel activity
Source: RefSeq, a predicted model, not a curated record